Molecule: messenger RNA, 3326 nt
Organism: Cylicocyclus nassatus
Lineage: Eukaryota; Metazoa; Nematoda; Chromadorea; Rhabditida; Strongylidae
Source: the annotation of a GenBank genome assembly
AUGAAGUGGCUAGUCUUCUUUAUACUUCUCGCUCAGACAAAGGAGGUUUUACCGUGCAUUUUUGACAAGGUGGAUAAACUUCCUGGCAUCGACAGUAGUGUGUACCCGUUUAGAGGGGACGAGAAUGAAUGUUUCGCUACGUGCUAUAAAACCAAGAACUGCGCCGCUAUUUCGUAUGCGAAGAGCUCACAGUUGUGCAUAGUGUAUCCUGCUGGACAAAGCACAUUGAACUGCCCUAGCGGCAACUGCUACUUUCUUCAUCGCGAUGAUGUGGAUCCUACAUUACGCCAGUCUUCCAUUACUUUUUCACGGCUGGAGGUUAUCGCAGUGUUUGGCGAUUACGCCAUCAUGUUUCAUCCACUGACUGUCUUGAAGAACGCUACCGAUUUAGCAGCCGUAAUCGGCAGCUUAUUUUCGAAGGAUUGGGAUUCUCAAAAGGCACGUGGCAAAAUGUCAGGCAUAAGGAAGAGGAAAAAUGGCGUAUCCAGCUCCGCUCUCAAGUGGCGGUUGUCAUCACUGAAAGCACCACCUAGAUCCUGUUCUCUCUUUGAUUCUUCAUGCAGUUCACACUCUAACAGCACAGAAGAGAUUGAUGACGUCAGCACAAGUUCUAUCACUGGGGACACGUAUACAGUAGCCAACGACAGCGAUGAAUAUGUCUGCGUUAAUACAAACGACGACACUUCGUCUCUUCGCACGUUACAAACUAACAAAGUUGAAAUGUCGUGUUCUGGGAUUGCUUGUUUCGAAGAAGUGGAAAAUUGCAAGGGUUUGCUAGAAAAAUUGAAUAUGAAUGACUUGGCAACGACGACUCGAGGAUUAUCCGAUUUGGAUGGCGCGGGAUUUGAAGGGAGGAGAUCCGAGUCAGCGGUUUCCAACUCACGCGUUAUUGAGAUCACAGAAAGCGAUUUCAGUGAUUGCGAAACUUCUACAGAGAGCAUGCGUCUACGACGUCGCGACUCCUCCAGGAAUGAUGCGGUUGAGGCCGGGUUUGAACCAUCUCCCGCUGUGCCACGAUGCCACUCAACGCAUUCGCUUGCUUUCGCCAACUCGCAGUUCCAGGCAAGCGAUUUGAAUGUCUCGAGUGUCUCAAAUAAUCGACACGUGGAGAGGGAAUUCGAGAUGCCUCCAACUGCUGUUGUGGGUCCUCGUCAGUGCAUCCGCUCAGCUCGUGUCACAGCUGAACAGCACGGACUGAAUCGACACCUGACAGAGAACGACAUGGAACAGUACAGGCGUAGUCUUCAGCAAUUAAAUGCAUCGACACUUUAUAACUUGUCAUCGAUCUCAUACAGUGAUUCGCCUCUUGGCGGUGGCAUGGACCGUGGCUAUGGUCGUGAGCGAUGCGAUACUCCACCAAAUCAACGACGCAGUGUACAGAAUGGGAACAGCAGCCGCCAUCAGCAAGUAUUUUUCGACGGUGCAGCGAUGACCAGUACUCCGAUAAACAAGUUGCAAACUCCUCCAAGUCUAAGUCAAUACGCUUUCACGAGCUGUCGUAUUCGAAAGCGAGAAUCGCGGAAACCGAUCGCCAAUGAUGAACAUAAAGUAAAAGAGCAUUUUGGUGGAUCCAGCUCAGGAUCGGUAACGAUCCGUGAACAGCCAAUAGGCAGUAUUGCCGGUGCUGUAAGCAGACAAUCGUCAAACAAGAGGCCGGAGGUCGCAGUCGCACCUCAACCUCAAGCACAGAGAUCAAGACAUCGCUAUCACAGAGAAUCUGACGCUGACAGAAAUCAGCAGUUUGCUUCUACAGUUGAACGAAGAAGUAGCAGCUCUGGUUUGGUCUUACCGGCUUAUCAAGCAUACUUCCAUAAUGGUGGUGAAGAACGACUUGUGGAUGGUCCCCCUCCCUCACCGAAGGAGUCAAGGGUCUCCCAGUUGGAGCAACGAGUACGAGAACUGGAAGCGAUGAUGGUCGGCCAAGCGCCAAACAACACCGCCGUCGUUAUACCGGUGACACCGACGCAACAGUCAAAACAUGGUCACAAUCGCCAAUCACUCGUUCCGCCGCCCACUCAGCUUAUCAUCUCCAAUUCGUCACCUUCUACCUCCGUCACCCAACAACUCAUGGCGAAAGAAGUUGUUAGCAAAGAAGUUGAAAUUGAGCGACUCCAGGCUAAACUGAGAAAGGCGUACUCUCAAAUGGAACGCCAGCAAGCGGACUAUGACGAAGAAGUGCGGAAAUUCAAGAAAGACUCGGAGCAAGCGAAGGAGGAACUGGUCCGCGUUGUAAACAAACUGAACGAUCUCGAAGCCGAAUCGGCUAAGUAUCAGGAAAAAGCUAAGUCGCUUGACAGCGGGCAACUGAAUGCAAUUGCUGAGAUGCAGGAGAAGCUUAGGACUCAAGAGAAGGAGUUAACGCGGUUGCGAAGCGAAGUAAAUGAAAAAGAGAAACUUGAAAAGAGCUAUGACGAAAUGAAGAAAGAACUUGACUAUUUGGAACUACAAAACGACACCCUUAGCCAGACAUUGGAUUCCAAGGAAAAUACUGUAAAAGAACUGGAAAGGCACAUUGCGUCUAUGCGAAUGGAAGCCACACUCUAUCAGCAAUCGUGUUCAUCAGGGUCCACGCCAUUAGCAGAUGAAACAGAAUCUCUUGCAGAUAUUCGACCACCAUUUACUCCGGCCCGACCCUACACUAAGGCACAUUCUACCUUGGGUGCCAAUUUGAGUCCAACACCUCGGCCGAAAAGUGGAGGAGGUUUAACAAAAAGUCUCUCAAAUUAUGCGAUCGAUGCAAAUUGCAAUCGUAGAGACGAUGUAUCUGCUGCUAUGAGCAGGAGCUUGAGAUCUAUACAAAAGAAGUUGGUAGACAGUCGCUUGCUUGUCAAGUGUCUCAAAGAGACAGUGGAAAGACUGGCACGAGGCGAAAAUCCGGACAUAAGCCGUUUGCUGGGAAUUAAGACGGAUUCGAUGUCCGAAAGUGAAGCCGAACAAGUCGCUUUUGACUCGACGGCGAUGACCAUGGGAGUCGCAGAAAAGAUGAUGCGACGACAAGAAGAAAGCAUGGCAAAGCUGGAGCAGGACUUGGACGCGAUUCGCUACCUGGUGCAGGACUGCUACCAAGCCAAAGUGGGCGACACUCUCAACGGCCGCGACGAUGCCUGCCGCAUUCAGUAGAGCGGCGUCCUGGUCUCCUCCGAAUCUCCUCCUCAAGUGUAAUGUUUGUUGCGAUCAUGUACAGUGUUCAUGUUUUGUUUACUUCCUUGUCAAAUACGAGUGGGUGUUGCGUUACUUACUGCCUUAGCUCGAGUUGCGUCGGUUUGUGUUCCUCAUCGUUUACUGCUAAUUCAGUGGCGGCGCCUUGCUAACACUGAUAAUUCGAG